Molecule: messenger RNA, 1595 nt
Organism: Myotis brandtii (Brandt's bat)
Lineage: Eukaryota; Metazoa; Chordata; Mammalia; Chiroptera; Vespertilionidae
Gene: AKT3
Product: v-akt murine thymoma viral oncogene homolog 3
Exons: 12
Coding region: 138-1388 (416 amino acids)
Biological process (GO): protein phosphorylation
Molecular function (GO): ATP binding; protein serine/threonine kinase activity
Source: RefSeq, a predicted model, not a curated record
GAGAAUAUAUAAAAAACUGGAGGCCACGCUAUUUCAUUUUGAAGACAGAUGGCUCAUUCAUAGGAUAUAAAGAGAAACCUCAAGACGUGGACCUGCCUUACCCCCUCAACAACUUCUCAGUGGCAAAAUGCCAGUUAAUGAAAACAGAACGACCAAAGCCAAACACAUUUAUUAUCAGAUGUCUCCAGUGGACCACUGUUAUAGAGAGAACAUUUCAUGUAGAUACUCCAGAGGAAAGGGAAGAAUGGACGGAAGCUAUUCAGGCCGUAGCAGACAGACUCCAGAGGCAAGAGGAGGAGAGGAUGAGUUGUUGCAGUCCAACCUCACAAAUUGAUAAUAUAGGGGAGGAGGAGAUGGAUGCUUCUGCAACCCAUCAUAAAAGAAAGACAAUGAAUGAUUUUGACUAUUUGAAACUACUAGGUAAAGGCACUUUUGGGAAAGUUAUUUUGGUUCGAGAGAAGGCAAGUGGGAAGUAUUAUGCUAUGAAGAUUCUGAAGAAAGAAGUUAUUAUUGCAAAGGAUGAAGUGGCUCACACCCUCACCGAGAGCCGGGUAUUGAAGAACACGAGGCAUCCCUUCUUGACAUCCUUGAAAUAUUCCUUCCAGACAAAAGACCGUUUGUGUUUUGUGAUGGAAUAUGUCAAUGGGGGCGAGCUGUUUUUCCAUUUGUCGAGAGAGCGGGUGUUCUCCGAGGACCGCACGCGCUUCUACGGCGCGGAGAUCGUCUCGGCCCUGGACUACCUGCACUCGGGGAAGAUCGUGUACCGGGACCUGAAGUUGGAGAAUUUGAUGCUGGAUAAAGAUGGCCACAUAAAAAUCACAGAUUUCGGACUUUGCAAAGAGGGGAUCACAGACACGGCCACCAUGAAGACCUUCUGUGGGACCCCGGAGUACCUGGCGCCAGAGGUGUUGGAGGACAACGACUACGGCCGGGCCGUGGACUGGUGGGGCCUGGGGGUCGUCAUGUAUGAGAUGAUGUGCGGCCGGCUGCCUUUCUACAACCAGGACCACGAGAAGCUGUUUGAACUGAUCCUGAUGGAAGACAUCAAAUUCCCUCGCACACUCUCUUCCGAUGCAAAAUCACUGCUUUCAGGGCUCUUGAUAAAGGAUCCAAAUAAACGCCUUGGCGGAGGACCAGAUGAUUCAAAAGAAAUUAUGAGACACAGUUUCUUCUCUGGAGUAAACUGGCAAGAUGUAUAUGAUAAAAAGCUUGUACCUCCUUUUAAGCCUCAAGUAACAUCUGAGACAGAUACCAGAUAUUUUGAUGAAGAAUUUACAGCUCAGACUAUUACAAUAACACCACCUGAAAAAUACGACGAGGAUGGCAUGGACAACGAGAGCCGGCCGCACUUCCCUCAGUUCUCCUACUCGGCGAGCGGCCGCGAGUAGGCCCUGUGCUGCUGCGUCGCUGUCGCCUGAGACUCACUCUGAGAACGGCUGCUGGACGUCGGACGGGCCCGGCUCCUCCUCACAGCAGGCGCCUCCAGACACCCCGACCGGCCCAGGCCUCACCCUCGCCACCUCCGCCCGCCCGCCUGAGAACACACAUAUACGCAAAUACACUCGACUUUUUGUUUUUUUUUGCAUGAAAUUGUA